AUGCAAAGACGUUCCCAUACCGCGAAAGCAGCAAACCAGGCCAACAUCGACACAGCCAAUGCCGAGCAUACCAAGCGAUCUCGUGAAGAUGGGUUUGAGGAUGAGCCCACUCUCAACGUUUCCGCACUGAAAAAAGCCAAAGUGUCCAGUACAGGACGAGAUGUUCCACCCGAACUUGCUGAUACAUCCAUAGGUGUCAGUCCUGCAGUCCCCAAAUGCAAACCUAAGGUGGCUCCUCGUGACCCACUUCCAGAUCGCCUGAACCGCGUUGUCAACCCAGGGGCAAUCAACAAACCACGCCCAAAGCGAAGUUCCAAGCAGGUGGCAGAAGACGAAGCUCGGAAGGAGCAGAGGAGGUUACGGCUGGCAGAGAUCGAACGAGAGAAGCUGGAGAUCGCCGCCCAAAUGGAAUUGGACGAGGAGGAAGAGGCAGCACAAGAGCGACGCGUCUCAAUCGCCUGCUUGGCUGACCGCUCCAGGUUGUAUGAUGAAGACCCUAUCAACAACGAUGAGGAAUUCUUCCCCGUUGAAGAUUUCUCUGUGGAGGACGUACCCAUUGACAUCGACGACGAGCUUCUCACAGACGUUGUCGAGCAAGACACUGCCAAAUCAUCUGCGAAAUCAAUCAAAGUCCCAAAGAACAAGAAAGCGAAAGGCGACACACGAGCGGCACUGGAUGCGCUCAAAGAUAAGAAGAAGGCAGUCUCCGCUUUGGUAAAGACAAGUGAAGGAACACGCAAACUUGCAGGCUUGGUUCCAGGUUGGCAGACCAAGCCCUCCGUUCUCGCCUCAGCCAAAGGCCCCCGCUUGAAGACCGCAUCCCACUCAAAGCCGACGACGAAAGAAGAUUCCGAUGUGAAUGCUUUUGACUUUGGAGGUCUGGGCGAUGAUGACGCCGAUGCGGUGCAGCCGUCUCUGGCUCAUGUGAAAGGGGGACGGGGUGUACGGACAAAUGAUCUACUUAAUGUCACGGCUCCUAAGGACUAUGCGACCCCUUCGAAGCCAGCUCAGCAAAUGUCGAAGGCCCCAAAAUCCACGAAACCCUCCACCACUCGUACUAAUCUCGUGAAGCGUGAAUCUAGCCCUGGGCCCUUGGACGUUGCUCAUUCAUCACCAAUACUCGUUUCGUCUGAUUCCCUGAAGGAACUUCCACACUUUGUCCAAGCUGAGUGGACCACUCGCUUCCUUCCCACUCUCUAUCACUGCCUCUUCGCAUCAGACGACCCCUUUGGUCCAUUUUCAAAGGGCCCCAAUCUCGUCAAUACCAUUCAAAACGUUCUGAAUCUCCUAUACCCUGGUAAUAACUACAAAGUUAUGUGUGGCAGCAAGCUCUGCCAAUUGGCCUACGAUCAACUUUGCGACAAGUGCUCAAUCAUCGGCAGGAACAGCCUCAAGGUUAUCAAGGCAUUCUUUGCACAAGCGGAGUACGACCGUAACCCCACAGCGAUUGGCCGGUACAUCAGGUGGGCAACUAGGGAAGAUGGGCCGGCGUUGUGGGAAGUACCAUCAUUUCUGCAGUACACCGAGGACGAUCCCGGGUAUAUGCCUCCACGAGGAUUAUUCCAAUCCCAGUUCAUUAUCGAUGUCGCCACCCCCUUCCUUCAAUAUCUUAACGCAUCGCUCGGCAAUUUUGGUCGCCCAAAGGCACUUUUUGCACUCACAGCAGCAGCAGUCGAAUGCGCAUUCUUAUCAUUUUCAACGGGGGUAUUUGUCAAGCCGUCAGGGGAUUUCUCACAAGAACACGUUGGCCACCUCGUCGCUGACUACAUGGCAAACUUCGAGUUGUUUAGCGAGCGCCGUUGGUCCGAGCUGAUGGCCGCCUGUGGUUUCGCGAUUGAGUCUCAAAAGGUCAAAAAGGUUAACCCUGGCGCGUCUUCCCUCCAGAAGCGCCGUCGAGUUCUUUACAUCCCAAGCAGCCUGCCCCCUGAAGACAAUUAA
Laccaria bicolor S238N-H82 is the source of this 1938-nucleotide messenger RNA. RefSeq lists its product as uncharacterized. The transcript is spliced from 7 exons. NCBI's taxonomy places the organism in Eukaryota, Fungi, Basidiomycota, Agaricomycetes, Agaricales, Hydnangiaceae. Bases 1 to 1938 code for a protein of 645 amino acids. The record is from RefSeq and is a predicted model, not a curated record.